Molecule: messenger RNA, 5288 nt
Organism: Drosophila yakuba
Lineage: Eukaryota; Metazoa; Arthropoda; Insecta; Diptera; Drosophilidae
Gene: Top1
Product: DNA topoisomerase 1
Exons: 8
Coding region: 469-3384 (971 amino acids)
Biological process (GO): DNA topological change; chromosome segregation; DNA replication
Cellular component (GO): nucleolus; chromosome
Molecular function (GO): DNA topoisomerase type I (single strand cut, ATP-independent) activity; DNA binding
Source: RefSeq, a predicted model, not a curated record
AAAUUUCUAUUAAUAUUUAUAUAUUAUUUUUGAAAUUCCUUUUCUUUCGUUGCAUGUUUUUAAUGUGCCCCAAUUUAAGCAAAUAAUCGCCAGGCUGGUAUCGGCAGGGCCACAAAAGGUCACACUGGCCGAUGCGGACCUAUCGGCCUAUCGCUCUCCGAUAGCAGCGGUCGCUAUUUGUCCGAACCUAUCGGUGCCUAUCGGGGAGACAACGUUCGCGUGGCUGCUGCGCGCUGUAAAACGCAAAGAAGCCAAAAAGCAAGGGCAAUCGCAUCGCCAGAAGCACAAAACGCUGCUCCAUUUCGGAAAACCCCAGUGCCCGUUUUUGUACCCCGCCGCUGUCACCGCUUAACGGAGCCUCAACCCAAAAUUAUACAGAAUAGUGGAAAAAACCUUUAGUCGAACAGUGUGAAAGUGUAAAAAGAAGGGAAUUAAAUAAAAGUAAAACCGCUAGGCGAGCUCCGCAAAAUGAGUGGGGAUGUGGCUGCCGAAAAUAGCAUCCACAUACAAAAUGGUGGCAGCUGUGAGGUGGUUCAGUCCAACGGGGUGACCACCAAUGGACACGGACACCACCACCAUCACCACAGCAGCGGGAGCAGCAGCAAGCAUAAAUCCUCCAGCAAGGACAAGCACCGUGAUAAGGAGAGGGAGCACAAGAGCUCCAGUUCCUCCAGCUCGUCGAAGGAGCACAAGAGCAGCAGUCGCGACAAGGAUCGACACAAAAGCAGCAGCAGUUCGUCGUCGAAGCAUCGGGACAAGGACAAGGAGCGUGACGGCAGCAGCAACUCGCAUCGCAGCAGCUCAUCAUCCAGCCACAGGGAUAAGGAUGGGAGCAGCAGCAAGCACAAGUCCUCGUCGUCGUCUGGCCACCACAAGAGCUCCUCAAAGGACAAGGAGCGACGGGAUAAGGACAAGGAUCGCAGCAGCAGUUCAUCCAGCCGGCACAAGUCAUCAUCGUCUAGUUCCCGUGACAAAGAACGCAGCAGCAGCAGUCACAAGAGCUCCUCUUCAUCCUCAUCGAAGAGCAAACAUUCCAGUUCGCGGCACAGCAGCUCAUCAUCUUCCUCGAAAGAUCCGCCAUCUUACGAUGGAGUGUUUGUUAAGCCGGAGCCUGUUUCCCAAACGCUAAUGCACUCGGGCCCGGUGGAUCCUUUCCAGCAGCAGCAGUUUGGUGGCUACGAAGCCGCAACCGCUGCCACUUUUAAUGGCAAUGGAAACGAUGGCGGCCUCAACUAUAAGAACGGCUACGAGGAAUCGAUCGUAGACAUCAAAAAGGAGGACGAGAGUUUUAACAAUCUAUCGCAAGCCAGCUCCUGUGACUACUCCAUGUCCCAGUUUCGCGCCGAUGAGCCGCCGUUCGAGGUGAAGAACGAGCAGAGCUACGUCGAAGAGGACAGCACCAUGAACUACAAUGAUCAGGAAGAUGAGCCCGAGGAGAUGGACGACGACGAGGAGGAUGUGCCGCUGGCCAUGCGGAAGCGCAAACAGGAGGCACCCGAUCACGGUGACGGCGGCAUGGAUGACGACGACGACGACAUUCCGCUGCUGGCGCGCAAGAAGGUCAAGAAGGAGAAGAUCAAGAAGGAAUCUAAGGAAAAGUCUAAGAAGCGGGUCAAGGAGGAGCCGAGCGAUGAUUACGGCAGUGCCAAGCCGAAAAAGAAAAAAUUGAAAAAAGAGCCCGAAGUCGUCUCCCCCACCAAACGGCAGAAGACGAAGGUGAAGGAGGAGGAGGAGGAGGUGUGGCGAUGGUGGGAGGAGGAGAAGCGUGCCGAUGGCGUCAAGUGGUCAACGCUGGAGCACAAGGGACCCGUGUUCGCACCGCGGUACGAACGGGUGCCACGCAAUGUACGGUUCUACUACGAUGGCAAGCCGUUGGAACUCUCGGAGGAAACGGAGGAGGCGGCCACCUUCUAUGCCAAGAUGUUGAACCACGACUACUGCACCAAAGAAGUGUUCAAUAACAACUUCUUCAAGGACUUCCGCAAAUCCAUGACGUCCAAGGAGAGGGAGAUAAUCAAGGAUUUCCGCAAGUGCGGCUUCCAGGAGAUGUUCAACUUCUUCCAGGCGGAGUCCGAAAAACGCAAAGCAGCCACCAAGGAGGAGAAGCUGAUCAAGAAGAACGAAAACGAGGCACUGAUGAAGGAAUUCGGAUUCUGCAUGAUUGAUGGGCACAAGGAGAAGAUCGGUAACUUCCGUCUGGAGCCACCGGGUCUGUUCCGCGGCCGUGGCGAGCAUCCCAAAAUGGGCAUGAUCAAGCGGCGCAUUCAGGCCAGCGAUGUGUCCAUCAACUGUGGCAAGGAGUCGAAGGUACCGUCACCGCCGCCCGGAUCUCGCUGGAAGGAGGUGCGACACGACAACACGGUCACCUGGUUGGCCUCCUGGAUCGAGAACGUGCAGGGUCAGGUCAAGUACAUCAUGUUGAAUCCCUCCUCAAAACUCAAGGGCGAAAAGGAUCACAUUAAGUACGAGACGGCGCGACGCCUGGACAAGGUCAUCGAUAAGAUUCGUGCCACCUAUCGAGACGAGUGGAAGUCCAAGGAGAUGAGGGUUCGCCAGCGAGCGGUGGCCCUCUACUUCAUCGACAAACUGGCACUGAGAGCAGGCAACGAAAAGGACGAGGAUCAGGCCGAUACCGUGGGCUGUUGCUCGCUCCGCGUGGAACAUGUCCAGCUCCAUAAGGAACUGAACGGAAAGGAGAAUGUGGUGGUCUUUGAUUUCCCCGGUAAGGACUCCAUUCGGUAUUACAACGAGGUCGAGGUGGAGAAGCGCGUCUUCAAGAACCUCGAGCUAUUCAUGGAGCACAAGAAGGAUGGCGACGACCUCUUCGAUCGACUCAACACCCAGGUGCUUAAUGAGCAUCUCAAGGAGCUGAUGGAAGGACUCACGGCCAAGGUAUUCCGUACGUACAACGCUUCAAAAACACUGCAAAGCCAGCUGGAUCUGUUGACCGAUCCGAGUGCCACGGUUCCGGAAAAGCUGUUGGCCUACAAUCGCGCCAACCGUGCCGUGGCCAUCCUCUGUAACCAUCAGCGUUCCGUGCCCAAAAGCCACGAAAAGUCUAUGGAGAAUCUGAAGGAGAAGAUCAAGGCCAAGCGAGAAGCCAUCAACAAAUGCGAGGCCGAAUAUCAUUCGAGGGACGAAAAGAAGGGCAAACAGCUGGAGCGCCUAAAGGAUCAGCUGAAGAAACUAGAACUACAAGAGACUGAUAGAGACGAGAAUAAGACCAUUGCCCUGGGCACAUCUAAGCUAAACUAUCUUGAUCCACGCAUAUCGGUGGCUUGGUGUAAAAAGAAUGAUGUGCCGAUCGAGAAGAUAUUUAACAAAACGCAAAGAACCAAAUUUCUGUGGGCCGUGCACAUGGCCGAUGAGAAUUAUCGUUUUUAAAUGGGUUCUCCUCACAGCCACGCCUAGACACAAACACACACGUACGCACCUCCCCUCCCCCAUAUACAUACACAAACAGAAACACACACAAGGAGCACAGACAGCGCCGGUUGAAGAAGUAGAGACCGCUAAGGAGAGAAAAAACCACACCCACCACAAGGCCGGUUUAUAGAUUCCAGGCUAGUCCCGCCAUUCCUUGCCCCACAGUUUAUGCAAUAGGUAGUGCAUAUGUCCAGCUUUCGGGCGAGGCAUUUCGGGAUUGUUCGCCAAAAUGAGCGAGACGGGAUGCGGAUGCACUGCACCGUAGUCGGGGAUCAGCUUGUCCGCGUCUGUUUUGUCUGCUUUUUUAGAUCGUUUGAUUGGUUGAAGUGCGCACUACGCUAAAGUCUAACUUGCGAAAUGUACACACCCAACGUAGACACAUGCUCCCACUUCUAUUUGGAUAUGCAUAUAUAUAUUUAUAUAUUAAAUACAAAAGAAGAUGAGAAACCUGUGCAAGACGUCGCCGCCACCUAAAAACAAAAUUAAGAACAUAAUUUUCUGUUUCUAUAAAGCAAUUUUUUUUGUCAAGAUGACUUCUCUUACACUUUAGUUUUACAUAUAAUGCACGCGAAAAAAAACUAUAUAUAAAAGCAAAAAACAAACAAGCGCAAGCAAACGAGAAAUGAUACAAUUUAACGUUUUUUUUAUGUUUACCUAUAGUUGAUUUUGUUUAGCGAAAAAUGUCUUUCACUAUUAAUUAAUAUUACGAUUACGAUUACUACGUAUUUAAGUGCUAACUGAACAGAGAAACCUUGUAGCCCAACUUUUAGCAUAGCAUAAUUUAUUCAAUUCAACUCUGAACCAGCGCAAUUUACCGCCCGCCCCGAAAGUGGAGAACAAAACCGCAUGGAUGUCGAUGUGGUUUCGUUUUGUACCUUAUGAUGAUUUUAGUUAACAUUUAAAAAUAUACAAUUGCUAAAUUGAUUUGCAGACCUUUCUAUACUUUAAGCCCGCAUGAAAAUGCAAUAAUACGAAGACAGGUUUCAAGUUCUUAUCCGCGAUCCAAGCCACCAAAACACUGAAAACCAAUUGCAGAUACAAAUCAAUCAAUUCAAUGAACCAAAACAGAACCACAGCCAACAAACAGUCGCAGCGAAAACUCUAAUCUAAAAGAAUGGAACUUUAUACAUAUAGGAUCUAUAAGUAUGUGCAAUUAAGUGAGCUAAAACUAAAACUUAAACCAGAAGAAAAAACCCUGUAAAAAGCGAGCAUCCACUUGAAUCCAUUGGCACACAACAUAUAUAAUUUGUAACUACCAAUACCAAUCUCUGUAUCGAUUUUAGUCGAUAGCCGUCGGAACAGAGAGCAGUGGAUUCAGGUGGAGCACUUAGGAGGAAACCCAAAUAUCCCGAUCCCAUCAGCUACGAUUAUGAUUUAUGAUGAUUGUAUGUGGCAGUACUUUUAACUAAGCAAAUCGAUGGAAAUUUCUAUUUCGCCUCACGCCCCCCUAGCAUAAAUUGCAAAUGCGCAUUGCAAAUAAAGAACGAACGAUCUUUAUAUAUAAAUAGCAACCCAAACACACAUAUGAUAAUUAGUGAUUAAUGAUGAACACAAACAUCUUUAUACGUAUGUCGUGGAUUUGCAUACGGAAGCGGGACAUUGCUUUUAAAAGGCAACAAAAGUUAAAUAAACAAAUUACGAACUCCCUUCUUAGCCCCGCUCCCCGCCACCCCACUCACAUAUAAACUUGGCAUAUUACAAUAUUGAUAUAAGCAAACAAAAAACAAGAUGCGAAAUGAUAAGAAAAACCACUAUUUUAAAUCGAAAACAAAAUAAAUGAAAAACAAAAUAGCGUAAGUUAAUAUAAUUGUAAUGGAAUGAUGCAAAUAUACAUACAACAUAUAUUUAAUUUUAAAAUUGAA